CGAUGUGAUUGCGAGCCCGAAGAAAGCGGCGGCCCGGGACGGUGGGGGCAUCGUCAGGCCGAUGAAACAAUAACUACAGACAAACCUCUUGGAAUCUGCAUACAAGAUGUAACUUCGUGAGGAUCUAUUGGAGCCGGUGACUGAGCAUCACGUCUUCAAGUGAAGUCUGCACUAGUUGCCUGAGUAAAUGUUCUGGCUAAUUUUCAACCACAGAUAGUAUGACAGUGAGAAGAUAAAAGGAAAUGUUGCAGCCAUAUUGGACACCAUCACCAGUCACACAGAAGCAAAUCUUUCGAGGAACUAAAAUAACAAUAACUGUAGGAUCAAGAACAACAUGGCUGGUGGCAGCUGUCCCAAGGACAAUGUUUCUGAGAAACAGGAUGAAUCCGUUCAGAGUCUGGAAAGAAACAGUUUGAAACAAAAUUUCAAAUCACAAUGUAAUGAAGCAAAAAAGACAAGCAAGUCGUCUGAGUCAUGGAUGACGAGAGAGGUAAAACUGUACAAGUCUCAAGGGAUUGCACCAGAGAUAAAUUACGAUCGACUGAAAAACUGCAAACUCCUUGUGGAGAAAGCAAUUAAGCUGAAAAAGAUAUUUACCAUCUUUGGGCCAUAUCCAGUGAUCAGACAAUGUCUGCGCAACAGAGGCUGGCUAGAGAAGAGAAUGCCCAAACCACCAAAGAGCCUUCAGAAAAAGGAGAAGAUAAUCUUUAAUGAAAAUGAUGUAGAUGAUGGAGUUGGUGAUUCUGAUGGGUGUGAUUCUGAUGAGAAAACGGGUGAUGAAAAAGACCUCUCUGAUGAUCCAGAUAACAUUCAUGACAUUGUGUCUCGACUAUUGAAAAAUGAAAUGCCGUAUUUUCUCUGGACAAAUGGAGUUGAUGGAUAUAACCUGCAAAAAGAUCAGAUUUUCAACCAUUUUUCGGGGGCUGGUUCCUUCACCACAAAGGCUGGACUUUGUGUAAAUCUCAGGAACUUUCUAUGGUUUAGUGGGGUGAAUCCAGACAGUUUUUUCCCAAGAUGUUACAGAAUUGCAGUGGAAGAGGAGAAGCAAUCUUUCAUUGAGGAUUUCAGGCUGACUGCAGCCCGAAGUAUUCUGAAGUGGGUUGUACAGCUGAAGAAAGCCGAUCAUUGUUUGCAAAAGGACCAAGAAAACAGAGAGGGAGGAAGGCAAAAGAAAGGAAAUUAUAGGCCAGUUAUUGUUUCUGUUAAGCUUAUUGAGACAGCACUCCGUGCCUGUGAAGAGUAUUUAAACACCAUGGAUCACAAAGAUAUUGAUGUGAGUCUAGACACGCCACCAGCAGUAACAGAAAAGUGCUGGGAAGAGACUAUCCAGCAGUACUACCAGGUCAUCCAUCAGGGAGCAACAAUCCAAAAUUGGAGUAUUUAUGCCAAGUUGUGUGAAAGUAUGCUGCAGCAGCUACAGAAGGUGAACGCACAGCUGCAAAUGGAAGGAAUGCGUAAUAUCUGGAUAGUGAAACCUGGAGCUCAGUCUCGUGGCAGAGGGAUCACUUGCAUGGACCGAUUGGAGCAGAUCAUGAAACUAGUUUACGGCCAGCCAACUUUCAUUGCAGAUGGCAAAUGGGUAGUGCAGAAAUACAUUGAACAUCCACUGCUUAUUUAUGGGACAAAAUUUGACAUGCGCCAGUGGUUCCUAGUAACAGACUGGAAUCCUGUGACUAUCUGGUUCUAUAAGGACUGUUACCUGCGCUUUUCAACCCAAGCAUUCUCCUUGGAGCAUCUGGACACAUCAAUUCACUUGUGUAAUAACUCAAUCCAAAAACAUUAUGUGGCCUCCUCCAGUCGCCACCCUUUAGUUCCUAAAGAUAACAUGUGGUCCAGUAACCAGUUCAAGGAAUAUUUGAAUCAAUGUGGUUUUACAAACACCUGGGAGGAUAUCAUCUCCCCUGGCAUGAAGAAGGCAAUUAUAAAUACCAUGCAGAUUAUGCAGGACAUUGUGAAACCUCGGAAAAACAGUUUUGAAUUGUAUGGAGCUGAUUUCCUGUUAGGGGAGGACUUCAACCCAUGGCUGAUUGAAAUUAAUUGUAGCCCCACCAUGUCGGCCUCAACACCAGUGACAGCAGCAUUGUGCAGCAGAGUCCAAGAGGACACUAUUAAAGUUGUUAUCGAUCGCAAGUUUGAGAAGACGUGUGGCACAGGACAGUUUGAGCUGUUGUAUAAACAGAAUACAGCAAACAUCCCUCUAUACCUAGGAAUAAAUUUGCUGGUUGAAGGAUCAGGCAUCAAGAAGCCGCCCGUAUUUACUCAGAGCUCUGGGAUACACAAAAACUUCCAGGUCUGUCAAGCUCUGCAAAAAUCUAAUACUGCCAGAGUACAGAUCGGCCAAAGUUCCAUGAAUUAUCAUGGAGCCAGUUCAGCCAAUACUGGAAAUGUCAAAAAUAAAGAUGUUUCAAAAGUCGUCAUCAAUCCAAGCAAACCAAAAUGUUCAUUAACUGACCGAAAACAUGAAUUUUCAGAUCAUCCUAUUUCUCCUAACAAUUUCAUGAAUGCAAGGAAUUCUUUUAUUCUUUUCAAUUCUGGCAAUGGAGAAAGUCCUGUAAUUCCCAAUCAUAACACUGUUGCAAAAGUUCCAUUGAAACUCACACAUUCCUGCAAUGUAAAAUACCCCAAUAAUUCCAAUAGUGCAAACCAUUGCAUAAUUCCCCAGAAUCCCAACGAUGCUAAAAAUUUAUCUCCCAAGAAUUCCAGUGUUGCCAAACAUACAUCGAUCUUUGUUAAUUCUGACAAUGCAGAGGAUAAUACUAAUUCCAGCAAUACAAAAGAUACAAUAAAUGUUACCAGUUCCAGUAUCACAAAUGAUGAAUUGAAUUCCAAAAAUUACACUGCUGCAAACAGUUCUGUUGAUGAUAAUACUUCCAGAAUUGCAGGAAAAGCAUCAAAUUCCACCGAUCAUGUUGAUACAGACAGUCAGUUACAAGCCAUUAAACCAAGCAUUACAAACAAUUCUCCAUUUCCCAUUCAGACCAGCAAAACCAAAUACCUUAUCAAUUCUAAUAAUUCUAGUCAUGCAGGUAAUAUAGCUCCCAAACAUAUUAAUUCAAAGAUGCCCAACACUUCUCAGGAUUCCAACAAUAUCCUCCAAGAUUACAGCAGACCCAAUCAUAGUAGCAAAGGGAAAACUCACAACAAUUCCAAACACAAUGGUAAGACAAAGAAUUUGCAUGUUUCCAAACAUUUCUGCAAAACAAGAAAUUACAAUAAGAUGACAAGUGUUUUAAGCAAUCAUAGUGUUCUGAGCUCAAGUGUUGCCAAGGCUUGGGAUGACUUGGAGGAAAUGAGAAAUAACAUUGUCGACGCAACUCAGGGUGGUAAAACUGAAAACAAUACCAAACUUCACUUUGCUGACAAAGUGGAACAGCAAUAUGAAAUGCCAAAGCUGAGCAAGACAGGCGGAAACAGAGGGUCUGAAAAGCACCAUUUGCCAACAAAGACCACAGUCUCACAAGUGAACACAUCUGUGAACCACUCCCUCUUUCCUGGUCAACAGUUACACAGAGACCGCCUCCGGGUAAAGUUGAAAUAUUUAAACUUAGACCUGUUGGACCUGAAAGAUAAGAAACACUCGAGAGCUUCAACUACUGCAGAUGCAAACAAAAUCAGAGCUCUCCAUGAAAAGUCUAUCCCAUUGCGUUACUCAUACAAUACAUCACGGUCACAAUCAGAGGACACUAAUAUUCCACAGCUUCAUAUUACUGGCCUACAGACUCAUUUUAAAGCUUCAAGUGACAACAGCAAAAAGUACAUUGAGACCCAACAGAAUACAACCAUCAAUCUAAUGAACAGGCAUCUGCUAACAAGUUAUUUUCCACUCUUUCAGUAA
Molecule: messenger RNA, 3835 nt
Organism: Mobula hypostoma (lesser devil ray)
Lineage: Eukaryota; Metazoa; Chordata; Chondrichthyes; Myliobatiformes; Myliobatidae
Gene: ttll3
Product: tubulin tyrosine ligase-like family, member 3
Exons: 17
Coding region: 335-3835 (1166 amino acids)
Biological process (GO): cilium movement; protein polyglycylation; cilium assembly
Cellular component (GO): microtubule cytoskeleton; axoneme
Molecular function (GO): protein-glycine ligase activity, initiating
Source: RefSeq, a predicted model, not a curated record